AUGGGUGGUGAGAGCUGCAUCCCAACCUUGGCCAUGGUCACUGUGCAGGUGGGGUACGCUGGCAUGAACGUGCUAUCCAAGUUGGCCUUGGACGACGGCAUGAGCCCUUUUGUCAUCACUGCUUACCGGCAGGUCGUCGCCACUCUGAUCCUCUUCCCUAUUGCUUUCUUUCUCGAGAGAGAAGCUUUCAGGUUGAUCACAGGCAAAGUCAUCGUCCAGAUUCUCUUCAGCUCCAUCUUUGGGGCAACGUUGAACCAGGUUCUGUACUUUCUCGGGCUUAAAUUAUCAACCCCAACGAUCGCGUGUGCCCUCACCAACAUCCUCCCUGCCAUCACGUUCAUCAUCGCAAUCCCUUUCAGAAUGGAGACGGUGGGUUUUAGAACACUAGCAGGCCAGGCCAAAGUCGUAGGAACAGUUCUAUGCGUAGGCGGCUCCAUGCUGAUGACUUUCUACAGAGGAGGCCUCAUCAGGAUGUGGUCAUCUCCUAUUCACUGGAGGUACGCCGAGGAGAUGAGCAGGAACGCCGGCGCCGACGCCGGCAGCCAGAACAUGGCCCUCGGUGCCGCCUUGGUCAUCGUCAGCUGCUUAGCUUGGGCAAUAUGGUUCAUCAUCCAAGCAAAGAUGAGCAAGAGCUUCUCUUCUCCUUACACCAGCUCGGCCAUGCUGUGCUUCAUGGCGGGCGUCCAGUGCCUGGUUUUAGCUGCCUGUACCGACAGAAAAGCGUCAGCGUGGGCGAUGGGUUGGGACAUCAGGCUCGCCGCCGCCGUCUAUGCUGGCUUGAUUGGCUCCGGAUUGGCCGUUUCACUCAUGUCAUGGUGCAUUGCGAAAAGAGGUCCUCUGUUCGUCUCAAUGUUCAGCCCGCUGCUACUGAUUACUGUGGCAGUCUUCGGCUGGGCGAUCCUCGAUGAGAAGCUCUACGUGGGAAGUGCAAUAGGAUCAGUGUUGAUAGUUGGAGGGCUGUACAUGGUUCUUUGGGGAAAAGGUAGGGAGAUUAAGCAGCUGGGUCAGAUUCAGGUAGUAGACAAAGAGGAAGAUGACGAGGAAGGAGGGUCUUUGUCUGCAAUUAGUCUGGCAGUGCUCUCUAGUACUCCCAAGUCGCCAAGACAUCAGGUCGAAACAGAGUAGUUUAAGCUCGACGCAAAGGAGUGCUAGCUUCCCUCCAUGGGUGUGAUUCAAUGAUCUGCGCAGUAUGGCUCUAUACUUGUGGAUCAUUUUCAAUGCAUGGUCUAA
This is a messenger RNA of Zingiber officinale, 1230 nucleotides long. RefSeq names its product WAT1-related protein At1g09380-like. Gene Ontology annotation, cellular component: plasma membrane. Gene Ontology annotation, molecular function: transmembrane transporter activity. The record is from RefSeq and is a predicted model, not a curated record. The coding region runs from base 1 to 1125 and encodes 374 amino acids. The transcript has 7 exons. NCBI's taxonomy places the organism in Eukaryota, Viridiplantae, Streptophyta, Magnoliopsida, Zingiberales, Zingiberaceae.